Molecule: messenger RNA, 1530 nt
Organism: Ostrea edulis (European flat oyster)
Lineage: Eukaryota; Metazoa; Mollusca; Bivalvia; Ostreida; Ostreidae
Exons: 7
Coding region: 111-1376 (421 amino acids)
Source: RefSeq, a predicted model, not a curated record
AGCCAAUUGUUGCACAGCACGACGUCGGGUAGGUAUAAAAGGACUGAGCGGGUGAGUGCGUGUACUUUGAGACGACCGGUAUCACUGACAUCACAUCAUAGAAACAAAGCAUGGAGUUUUGGAAAGUCCUUGUGGUUUUGCUAGUAGUUUUGCAAGGUUCGCUAUCAAAGCCAGUGAGUUCUGAGGAUGAACUACGUGUCAUCGUCGGCAAACUAGAGAGACUCGCAGCAAGCUUAAGGCAGUAUGUAGUUGACGGAAGUAGGCCUGAGUAUUCCAUGAGGGGUAUCGGACCACUGAGCGGGUCUACACCAGAAUUCACUAUCCCCGGUACCAGACCACUCGGACCUUGGGUGCUUGAUAACGAUGAACUUGACCCCUCUCCAACAUACAAUUAUCUGUACAAAAUGAUUGAAAAGCUUCUGAAACCAUACUUCCGCAGCUUUCCAAGUGGACCAUAUAAAUCGGAAAUGCCGUUAACGCCACGUAAUGUUGUUACAAUGCUGAAUGCAUGGUAUAACGACGCUGACCAGAUGAUGCUCAAAGAACAGACUUUUGUUAACGUUGCCAGAGAGCUCUUGGAUGCCCAUUUCCAGUGUGCAACGACAAGAAUCAACCAAAUAGUUUUCUAUGUUUUCAAGAACCAAGUACUUGAAAUGGCCGAGGGUGACUGGAAAAUUAACAAUGGCGUGAGGAAAGUCUUGGAGAAGUGGGUAACGGAUACGACCGUUGUGGACAAAGUCGCCCAGAAAAUUGUUAUGGCAGCGCAUAGACAUGCCUACGGCGACAUUAUGGAACACAUUGAAUAUUUCCAACUUAAUGAUAUUGUGGAAUUCCUUGCAAAAAUGAAAAUGCUCAUGUGGAAAGCUGAGCAGGAAAAAUGGACACCAGUCAUGUUCGAUGAGAAACUGAAUCAACUUCUGACGGACAAUGUCUUCGUAUUUCAAUGUCCGAAUAUGCAUGAUCUAUGGGAAUUGCACCAAAACGUUGUUAGCCGUUUCCAAGAGAGGUUAUCCGAAAUCAAACCCUUCGCUGAGACAGAGGCUUGGCUAAAGAAAAUCCUACCCACAUACACGACUACAGACGCCACUCCCGCCAUUACUGCCAUCCUCCAAGUGUACACGGACUACAUCAAGUCGGCCAUGUUGCACUUUCAACAAGUGGAGAACCACGUGACCAGCGGAAAUGCGGUCGACAUCACGAAUUUCAUGUCUCAGUUCCUCGCACCACAUCAGCUCCAGUAUUUGAAAUCCAUAUUUGAAUUACUUAAUUCUGGGAAUACCCGCUACAUCAUGGAAAUGGGACAGAUGAGGAACGAAAAUACCGCUAACGGACGUUCCAAGGGCAGAUGCACGGAAUUCAACGGGGAAUGUAGAUGAAACCUGGCGUCUGAAUCGUAUGAUGUAUUGGGGUAUCCACACGUGAUCUCCAAAGCAGGCAUGUGAAAACGGAUAUAACUUGCAGAAAAAAAUCGACCCCUAUCGUAGUGCUUUCGAAAACUUUGCUUUGAAAAAUAAAAUAUCAAAUGCCAAA